AUGGAUUCAGGGUUUAAUAGUUGUAGUUAUUGCGGUACACUUGGAAGGAAGAGGAUUGUGGUUUCCAAUAACUAUGAAGGUUCUUCUGAUGAAGAAGAUGAAUCAAUUCCAGUAAGGUCUCCAUUGAAGAGAAUGUGUAGUGGAAAAUUCAAUUCUGUUUAUGACAAGUCUCGCCUUGAAGCCCUCCCUCAAGAUGUUCUUAUUAGGGUUUUGUGUGGUGUGGAUCAUGAUGAUUUGGAUCAAGUUUUUGAUGUCUCUACAACAAUUAGAGAAGCAAGUAAGAUUGCUAAGCAGAUGCAUUUUGAGUUCAGUACUCCAAAGAAAAACACUGUUUCUGCGUUUCGUUCACCAUUUCAUAUUGAAAAUGGGUGUGAUGAAAUUGAAGCUCCAAAUGCACCAUUGAUGUUAAAGAAAUCAAAGUCAAGGUUGAGUACUAGGAAACUUGCUGAUAUCUCAGUUACACUGUUUCCUUGA
Molecule: messenger RNA, 474 nt
Organism: Lathyrus sativus (Indian pea)
Lineage: Eukaryota; Viridiplantae; Streptophyta; Magnoliopsida; Fabales; Fabaceae
Source: the annotation of a GenBank genome assembly